Messenger RNA from Colletotrichum acutatum, 754 nucleotides. RefSeq lists its product as uncharacterized. The transcript is spliced from 2 exons. Bases 230 to 661 code for a protein of 143 amino acids. Lineage: Eukaryota; Fungi; Ascomycota; Sordariomycetes; Glomerellales; Glomerellaceae. The record is from RefSeq and is a predicted model, not a curated record.
GGUCAUCAUUGAUGCACUACUUUCUACAUCUCACGAAAUGUUCCUAUGGGCGAGAUUACAAGUCGAACGAAUUUGUCGCUAGGCUGUCGAAGAGGAUGUCGUGGCAGUCCUUCGAGACAACCUCCCCCAGGAUCUUGACCUUCUUUACCAAGAGUCUCUUGAUUACAUUUCCCACUCUGGGGAAAUAGCCCAAGGCAUUGCCACAAUAGUCCUGUCUUGUGUUCUACACAUGAUAGAACCGCCGAGACCACGAGCCCUACUAACGGCCAUAGCCGCUGAAAAAGGCUUGGACUUGAACUUGGCACAACUGUUAGUGAUUUGUGCCAACCUUGUCGUCUUAGACGGCAAGUGCGACACACUACGGUUUUCUCAUCGGUCAGUUCGCGACUUCUUGAGUCACCGCUGGGCCUUUUUACCUGGCACAGCUCACCAUAAUCUCGCCUCUCUGUGUAUCGGAGUCUGCUCGCGAGGACUAGAUCCUGUAUCCAUCGACGGGGUGCAAAUUCCAAGCGACGAUUUUUAUACCUACGCAUCCAUGUACUGGCCGGUCCACUCCAAGUUGGCAUUAAAGUUUGGCAAAGACACACUUACUACGAAACGUGUCGAAAACGAUGUAACAACAUUCAUCUUUGAUGAGGAUUGGGAUACCACACUUUGUUAAGAGAGCUGGACGGUGAACGCCCAUAAGAUCGCUCUACUUCUUUCAAGAUACCAUGCCCUGAAAGGCCAAAUAAGUGCGAUUGACUCAUCAAAU